AUGACUAAAUUAUUGAGUGACGACAACAUGUCCGUCGAUGAGGAAAAUAAAAAAAAUUCAAACGGUUUGGAAAAACCGCAACAACAACAACAUAAUCCAGAUCGUAGCAGGGAAUGGUUUGGAGUUCAAUUAGAGUUCACGGGUCAAAGAUCAACAAACAAUUAA
Messenger RNA from Pediculus humanus corporis (human body louse), 165 nucleotides. RefSeq lists its product as uncharacterized. The transcript is spliced from 2 exons. The record is from RefSeq and is a predicted model, not a curated record. Bases 1 to 165 code for a protein of 54 amino acids. Lineage: Eukaryota; Metazoa; Arthropoda; Insecta; Psocodea; Pediculidae.